This is a messenger RNA of Exophiala viscosa, 857 nucleotides long. Its product is annotated as guanine nucleotide-binding protein subunit gamma. The transcript is spliced from 2 exons. The record is from RefSeq and is a predicted model, not a curated record. Gene Ontology annotation, cellular component: heterotrimeric G-protein complex. Gene Ontology annotation, biological process: G protein-coupled receptor signaling pathway. Gene Ontology annotation, molecular function: G-protein beta-subunit binding. NCBI's taxonomy places the organism in Eukaryota, Fungi, Ascomycota, Eurotiomycetes, Chaetothyriales, Herpotrichiellaceae. The coding region runs from base 306 to 587 and encodes 93 amino acids.
CUGUCUCCUGGCUAACCCACAUCACCUUGACCAGAGACCAUUGAGCUCGUCUAUCUCGGCAUCCAUCCUGACCAGCUCGCUCUGCCAGAACACUACCACUACAAGUACUCGAUCGCCAAGCAAGUGCGCCUCCUCUACCUCGCUGCCAAAAAGCAGGAGACCCCCAUUCCCCACCCUCCUCUUCGCCGAGUCGGGACUCUUCCUCCACCCAACCACUACAAUCGCGGUUUUGAUACGACCUGCUGCAUCGACUACCAUUUCUUCCUCUUCGACCGUGUCGAUCUGCGUGACUGCAAAAAUCCAACAUGCCAGCAGCAUAUGCGGUGCGGGAUGGCGGAGAUGCCAAAACGAAGAAGCAAAGCAUGGCAGAUCUUAAGCUCCGGCGGCUUCAGGAGCUCAAUUCACGGCUGAAGGAAGAUCUUGAAAGGCCUCGUGUCAAGGUGGCAGAAGCGUCGAUGAGCUUGAUCAACUACUGCAAUCAGACACGAGACUACAUGGUACCUUCUGUAUGGGGUCAUGUUGAUAGGAAAGAAGAUCCCUACAACCCACAAAGCGGUGGCAGUGAUGGGUGUUGUUCAGUCAUGUAAUGGGUUUCAAGUGGUACGGGACAAUCACAACAUCGGCAAUCUGAUGUGAAGGACGGAACUUGAUUCAAAAAGCAUCCGGCGCAAAUGGCGUUCAUUGUUCGAUAAAGAUUAGCCAUGGACUUCAUGCGAAAUUCUAGCGUGGAGUAUGUUAUGCAGUGCUGUUUACACGAUUCACAGAGUCAGCUUUACUUCAUUCCUGUUCAGAACUUGAAUGACAGGACCCUCAGUCGAGGCUAGGGUAGGAUACGCAAUCAAAAAUCGAUUCACGAA